AUGGCAAACGCUCGAAGCCGCGGCUUGAGGCUUUCACCUGUGUGCAGUUGCUGUGGUAAACGAGGGCACAGAGUGGAGACCUGCAAGCUGCCAGGUGCCAAGGUCAUUCAGGCUUUGCGCAAGAAGUGCUCCGAACAAGCGAAAGCUGCUAGCAGUUCCGUGAAGAAGAAAGAUGACAGAAGCCAUUCUCACAAGGAUGGUCAGCACAGAAAAGUAGCAGCCAAAAGCUACGGAUCCAACAAGGAGAGAAAGCAGAAUGUGAGAAGAGUCCUCGGAAGCGUCAUUUCUCCUUUGACGUUGACAAAGACAGAAGCUUGCUCGUGGCUGUUGAAACAGGGGUUCGUUUCCAGCAGCUCGGUUUGCCGACACUGCGGCCAGAAGUCGUUGAAGGGCCCUUACUGUCUUUCUCGUAAAGACCGCAGGGAUCACUUCUAUUGGAGGUGUGCGAGGAAUGCGUGCAACAUGCGAGACGCAUUUUUGCAGAAGUCUUAUUUUGCAGGCCUACAGUGUGAGCCAGAUACGUUGGUCCAGAUGUUGGUGCGCUACGCAAACAUGUCCCAUACCAAAGCUGUGGUGGCCACAGACCUGGUGCAUGCACACGGCGUGUCUUACAACUCGGCGGACAACUUCUUGCGUGUUCUGUCGGAGCGUGAAGCUGCAGCAGGCAAGAAGGCAAUGUCGUUGAUCCGGCUUCGCCAGGAGAUCGAGUGUGAUGCCACAUCACUCGGCCGCUUCUUUGUGAAGCCUGACAACAUCUUCUACGCGGACCAGAUCCAAGAUUUGCAGCAGAAGAAACGGGCCUGUUUGAAGUCUUACCCAGUCCAUGUGCGUGUCGUCGGCGCCAUCCAGCGGGGUGGCUUGAUGGUGGUGAAGUUCCUGACGCCGAAGGUUACUCUUCCCAAGGCUCGGCCGCCUGUCGAAUCGAUUCGGGAGAUUGACAGGUCCGACCUUGCAAAAUACAUUGGAGCAGACAAGAACACAGCAAUCUACUCAGAUGGUGCUCCGAGCUGGCGAACCUUUGCCAAGAAGCUCAAGAUCCCUGUGGCUCAGGUGUCACACCAGCAACGACAAUACGCAGUGCAGCUUCGACGUGCUCCUCGGCCCAAGCUGAGUAAAGUCGGAGGCACGCAGUGCAUCGAUGCUGCUUGGGGAAGCCUGAAGCGCUUCAUGCCGAAGCAGGUAAAAAGAAAAGGAAAAAUGAAAGGCGUCAGUUGUAUGAAUGCAACGUUGGAACGCCGUGUGUACCAAUGGCUCUGGCGCAAAAACCUCAGAGCUGAUGGAGAUGUCACAGGACAAGAGUUCCUGGUGCACUUGUCGAAGGCUUGCCGCUGGAAGUGA
Durusdinium trenchii is the source of this 1338-nucleotide messenger RNA. The record is from the annotation of a GenBank genome assembly. Lineage: Eukaryota; Dinophyceae; Suessiales; Symbiodiniaceae.